GUUUAAACUAACGUUACACUCCUCCGGGGGGGCUCUCAGUGACAGCCAGCAAGAGACACCCUACCAAUGCAGAUUAACUGUUUCCUGUGGCAGUGAGGAGAAGCAUGGUUUGGUGAAGCACCGGCAGCCUCCACACACUGACAGAAAGAAGCAAGACGGCGACUGAGAGUGAGUUGGGGAAGAAAGAGAGUGUGGGAGGGUGGGAGUGAGCCCUCCCCCCAGCCAAAUAUCUCGAUGGAUCCACUCCUUCAUAACCCCACUCUUCUCCAGCCUUGUGCAGAUGGCCAAAGUGACCAAACCGGACUGUGAAUCUGCUCAAACAGCCACAGGAUGAGAGAAUAUUAGAUUUCUAACUCUUCACCCACUGCUUUAUUUUAUUUAGUGUAUAUUGAAAGUCAAAGUAGCCAAACACCCUCUGGCGUCAGAGCAUUUGGCUACAUAUGAAUCUCUGUCCAGUCUUCCAGCGCGCUGCGCUGGUGAUGCCAUGCCCCGAAGUCACACCGGCGACGAGAGCAGCGGCACUGGGCUCUGGCUGAAGACCUCAACUGGACACCGGGCGCAGGAUAACUCACUGAAAGAUGUGGAGUCUGGACGCAGGACGAUGAAUAACGCGGUGCGAGUCGGUGACGGUCUCCUGUCUCCCUCCACGGCAGGUGCGGUGGGAUCGGAGAGGAAGCAGGGUGCCCGGCUCAGCCUGCUGGGGAAGCCGCUGACAUACAGCGCGCAGAGCGGCCGCAGGAACGCGCGGUACCGGCGGCUCCAGAAUUACCUCUACAACGUGUUGGAGAGACCCAGGGAAUGGGCUUUCGUCUACCACGCUUUUGUGUUCAUCCUGGUGUUUGGAUGUCUGGUUCUCUCUGUAUUUUCCACCAUCCCUGCUCACCAAGAAUUCUCCGCACACUGCCUGCUCAUCCUGGAGUUUGUGAUGAUAGUAGUGUUUGGUCUGGAGUACAUCAUCAGAAUAUGGAGUUCUGGCUGCUGCUGCCGCUACCGAGGCUGGCAGGGACGCCUCCGCUUCGCCAGGAAACCGUUCUGUGUCAUAGACAUCAUCGUGCUCAUCGCCUCGGUUGCUGUGGUUUCAGCCGGUAGCCAGGAUAACAUCUUCGCCACCUCUGUGCUGCGUAGCCUGCGUUUCCUGCAGAUCCUGCGCAUGGUGCGCAUGGACCGCAGGGGAGGGACCUGGAAGCUGCUGGGGUCUGUAGUUUAUGCACAUAGUAAGGAGCUGGUGACUGCCUGGUACAUCGGGUUCCUGGUGUUGAUCUUCUCCUCGUUCUUGGUUUAUUUGGUGGAGAAAGAAUUCAACAAGGAGUUUGCCACCUAUGCGGACGCUCUGUGGUGGGGCACGAUCACCCUUACAACCAUCGGCUACGGUGACAAGACCCCGCAGACGUGGACGGGACGGUUACUAUCAGCCGGUUUUGCUCUGCUGGGGAUCUCCUUCUUCGCUCUGCCAGCUGGCAUCCUCGGGUCAGGUUUUGCCCUGAAGGUGCAGGAGCAGCAUCGCCAGAAGCACUUUGAAAAGAGAAGGAACCCAGCUGCCAGCCUCAUCCAGUGUGUCUGGCGUAGUUAUGCUGCUGAUGAGAACUCCGUUUCCAUUGCUACCUGGAAGCCUCAUUUGAAGGCGUUGCAUACCUGCAGCCCCGCCAAAAAAGAGCAGGGCGAGACUACGUACAGUCAGAAGUUGAGUUUUAAGGAGCGGGUCCGGAUGGCGAGUCCCCGCGGUCAGAGCAUGAAGAGCAGGCAGACGUCCGUUAACGACCGCCAACGCUCUUCCCCCGGCAACGAGGUGGUGGGCGGGGCCGAGCUGAUGGGUGGAAGCCCUGCCAAGGUGCAGAAGAGCUGGAGCUUUAACGAUCGGACCCGCUUUAGACCUUCGCUGAGACUGAAGAGCCAAACUCGCACUGCUGUCCCAGAUGCGGACACAGGAAUGACCACAGAGGAUUCCUUUGAUGAGAGAGGCUGCCAUUGCGAUGUCACAGUGGAGGAUCUAUCAGCUCCACUCAAGGCUGUCAUCAGAGCUGUCAGGAUCAUGAAGUUCCACGUGGCCAAAAAGAAGUUCAAGGAGACAUUGCGUCCCUACGAUGUGAAGGAUGUCAUAGAGCAGUACUCUGCAGGACACCUGGACAUGCUCUGUCGCAUCAAGAGCCUUCAGACUAGGCUAGACACUGUAGUGGGUCCCCCUCCAAGGCCUUUCAGCAGCCGGGUCAAGACCUUUUCCUCUCCCUCCCUGCAUUUAUAUUACAGCCAGAGCCGGAGGAAACAGUCUGCACCGGGACUGGCCAGUGCAGCGGGCUCUGGUCCCAGCCUGAGUAGCCGACCCAGGCACAUGUCCUCUCCUGCCCUGCACUAUUAUUACAGCAACCACAGGAAGAAGCUCUCUGGCUCAGGGGUGGAUCAGAUUCUGGGGAAAGGCCAGAUUCCUGUGGAUAAGAAGAUGAGGGACAAACUGCACCCAGAUGGAGACUCGCUGGAGGGCAUGAGCAUGCUGGGACGUGUGUGUAAGGUGGAGAGACAGGUAACUUCCAUUGAAUCAAAGUUGGACUCUUUGCUGGACGUUUACCGCCAAGUCCUACAGAAAGGCCCCACAUCACUCACCCUCUCCUCCCUGCCACUGUUCGAGCUGGACAACCACCAGCACCACAACUCAGAGUACCAGACCUCCAUCAUCGGCAGGGAUCUCCCUUCUCCCCAGGGAGGUGAUCCGGUUGGAGUCGAUAACAAUGGGGGAAUACGCAGUUCUCUUAGCACCAACCCUAGAGGCCUGCGGCUCAUCCUGGCACCUGCCGAUGACGAUGGUCCCCCAGAUUCAGCACCUCCAUCCUACCCCCCGUCCACAGCCUCACUCUCCCCAUCACCCGUCCUGCCUCCCGAUAGCCCCUACCCAACCUUGGUCACCCCCAAUGGUACCUCCAAAAGAGCACACUUCCCUGACCUGCCACCUCCACCUCCCUCAACAGGAGGCUUCACCCUCCGUCUGCCCCCCAUGGUGCAUCCCUCCCACCUCCGAUGCUCCACUGAACCCGUCCCGGAUGAAAUGAUGGAUGGACUGCCGGUGGAUGAGGGGAGCCUGGGCCCCUCUGUUGUUGUGGGAUCCAGUGUGGAUGCUGACCAAGAAGGGGACAGUGAUGCAGGCCCUUCCCAGGGAAGGGUGCAGCUGCGGGAGAAGACUGGCUUGAAAUCUGACGGGGUCUGGAGGAGGCAACUGAGCCUGGAGGUUAACCCUCUGCUGCUGUUCUCGGCCAGCCCAGAUGAGAGGCCUUCAGUUUGGGGAGGCAGUCUGGGGAAAUCCCUCUCUGUGCACAAUCUCAGCCAGCCUUUGACCAACCACGCCCCUGGUCUCUCCUCCGCACUCAGCAACAGCAGCAGCACCAAUGGUAGCAAAAGUGGCAACGCCCAUGUUGACCUAAGCAGCUGGGAUGGAACAGAACUCUUCAUUAGUGAGUGCAAGCUAGAGCCAGCAGAAGAACAUUUCAACUUCCUGACCCAGGGACCCGGCAGCAGCUCCUCAGACCUCUUACAGACUGUGGAGGAGGCUGCACCUCACCCAGAGUUUCUCAGUCAGUCCCCACACAUACAGCUGACAUAACCACACACACACAUUGACACACACACACACACACCACACACUUGCAUACUGUAUGUACACACCAUUUUUGGGGAAGCCACUUUUGAAGUAUUUUUUACAGGACACUGUAAAAUGCCUUGUUUAAGGACAUUUUGAUUAUGUCCACUUUCAUAAAGAUUUUAUUAUGCUAUAUACUUUUUACGGGAUACUAAGAUUACCAAAAAGAAAUCACAAGUAUAAUGAUGUUUAAAAUGUGUAUGAAAGUGGGCAUAUUCACGUAAAACAAAAUACACAAAUUAUACACAAAUACAAAUAACCUUCCUGGAAGAUAAAUUGCUUUGGUCUUUAUCGAAAGAUCAUUAGAGAGGGUAAUUGAAUUCAUAUACAAGAUCAUAUAUUAAUAAAAGGUUUAGAAUAAAGAACUGUGAUCUGAGCCUGCAGUCUGACACCUGACUAAACAUCAGAGUAGAAGCAAAUCAAAUCAUUUGUGAGUAAUGUUACAUUUAUUUUCAAAGUAAUUUCCAGCAGUCCUACAUUUUACUUCAGUCUGAACCGAAACCAAAUAACCUCGUUUGGUUCUCAUCACUGAAACAAGGAAUGUUUGUUGUAGAAAUGAAAGGACGUCUUGUCAAUGAAAUGAGUGAAUACAAUCAGAAGAAACAUACUACACGGUUGUCUCAUAGCCAAAAAAGGUCAAGAGCGCAGUUGAACCUCAAACAAGCCACUGGAAACUUUAGAUCAAUCUCUUCUUUCUUAACACACAGGUGCAUGUACACACAUACAAACACACUGACACACACAACCAUCAACCACUGAGUACUCCAGCCAACUUGACAGAGCUGUGACUUAUUGUUUUGUUUUGUGCUUGUAUUCAGAGACGUUCUUGUUAGAGGAGGAGAGCCACUCACUCUCCUUAUUCAAUGUCUGUCUUUGGCAAUGUAAAAAUGUCCUCUUUUACUUGUGCUUUCAUACAUAUCACUGCAUGGACUGUUUCCAAAAACAAAUGAGUGAAGCUGGGAAUAGAGUUAAAGGUCAAACCCACAACAGACCGCACGCUCCACAUUCUGUUCCUUUUCUACAACCACAGAAAUGUUACUUAAUGUUUAAAUGGUUGAUUGGUUUCAUCUAUCAGCAAUCAUAUUGUGGGGGAAAUGGCCCAUCAGCAAGUGCUGAACUGUGUCUCACCUGGUUUAGACAGGAGCUGGUGAGUUAGACGGGAGAGUUCUGCAUGCUGACAUGCAGUAGGCUUAUAAAGCAUGAGCUGCUGCAUGUCUGAGCUGCUUGCAGUCAGACACUCGCUGAUGGCCUGGAUGUCCUUCUGCAUGUUAAAGCAACAUUAUGUAUUUUUAGCUCCCCUAGAGUUUCAGAAUUUCAUUACCUAGAAAUUAUCAAAAACUAGCUAGUCCACAACUUUGCUAACACAGCCAAACAUUAAGCAAGUACAACAACACAAGACUUAGCAAGCCAGCCACUAUUACCAAUAUGUUGCCCACUCGCCCGGCUCCUUUCCUGGCAGGACACCAGCGGCCCUCCCUGCCAGUACUGCCCCCACGCCUCCUGCCAGCGGUGCAUAGCUCCUGUGCCAGUGGUGUAAACACCAACACUCCUGUGACACAAACAUGUGUUCCAUAAAAUAUGAUCCAGUUACACCAAAAUAGGUGCCGUAAAGCUUUACGCACUCUUCCCGGGAGAUUGUACGACCCGCUCACCAGUUACAUCGUGCAGGAACAGACGGUGAGACUGACAGGCGCCAUUCCCACUAUUACAAGUCAGUGUCGCAUCAAAAUGAUUUUGAAGCUUUUAUUUUAUGGUAAAAUAGUUACUCAACUAUUUAAAAUGAAUGUUUCAUCCAAAUCUUAAACAAAAUAGUAUGACCAAAGUCCUAUUUGAACGUUAUUGUAUUCUAAAUUGAACUAAAAAGUAGUUAUAUGAAUAACCCACUUACGAUUACAUUUUAGAACAAACAUUCAACCUUUUAAGGUCUUUUAAUGUUUUUGUUUGACAAACCCUGUCUUUUUACUGGGUGCUGGCUGCACCUUGUGCAUCAAUCAUGAUUAAAGGCUGCUGGACUGAUCGUAUUCUCUCCUCCCAGUCCAGAGCAACACUAGGUGUAGUGUGUUGUUACAGGCAACAUGUGCAAUGCACAGACUCCAUUUAUAACAUAUCAGGUUAGUUUGGAUUCACCUGAAGAACCCAUGAUAACAAUGUACUGUACAUGCACUGUUGGUGAUCCAGUUUGCAUGGUGUUACUUGAUCCAUGUGUCCAUUCUGCUGCUGAAGAUGUCAAAAAUGUGAUAUAUUCAAAUUAUAAAAUAGGAGAAAGGGGGAGUGAGAAGAGAGAAAUGUAAUCUCAAUAAAAAGAAUAGAUAUUUUCUGUGACUUUGGCCUUUUCAGCACUCAGCUGGUGCUCCUAUCCAGAGCAUUGUUUUUAAAGGAGACGAGCCAGAAAAGAUUAACAUGUGGAUUAUGUACAUUGCCGCUUUAAUGUUUUCUGCUGCUCCCCUAAAUAUCAUGUAUAAUUCACCAGGAUUUUCAAUGUUGAUUUUCCUCCUCACCACAUCAAUCAUAAUCACAAUGCUUAACUAUUUAGGGUUAUUGUAAUGAUCUUAAAAAUUACUCAAGUGCACACGUUUAUAUUUUUGGUGCAUUUAGUCCAUAUUUAGAUUGAGAAUUUCUCACUGGCAGGUUUAUGGAAAAAGGUGUGUUGCAAGUUCCUGAAAUGACACUGUCCUAACACUACACUUGUUUUCAAUGCCAUCCUGCUUGUUGACUGCUCUCGAGUCAGAAUUAUGCACAAAACUAUGUCAGCCAUCUUUUUGUUAGCCAUUUUGAUUUGUUUUUGCAUGUUUACGUCUUAGGGGUAUGCCGUCACAGCAGUCUUAAAAAUGUAUUUUAAUGUGAUUAAUGACAACCUUGAUUCAUCAUUGCUUUUUCAGUUAUAUUCCCCUUUGUUUUGAAUGGUGAGUAAGUGCAUUGUUUAGCAAAUUAACAUGCUGUAGUAGAAUAUAACAAGUAUUAUCUCCUAACAAAUGAAAAUUGUAAACACAUGUAGAUUGAUUUUUAAAUAUUCUACAGCCCAUGCAGAAGUUUUUCUGGUAUGAUGAAAUAUAUAAUGAACGUGAAAGCACAGUUGUUUUUGGUGAGUUUGAGGAGCCUGAAAAUGUGACAUGGUACUUUAACGCUUAAUAUUGGAAUUGAUUUUUUGUAGUUAUUGAUUGAGUUUUGCUACAUAUGAAAAUAGGCCAACAAAAAACUGUCCGUUACUUUGGCGCAAGAUAUCGAACACAAGGAAAGCCCAUGGAUUAUUCCCCUCAUAAAUCAUGCUAAUUUUUGCAAUCUGUAAAUUGCUUAAGGGUGCCUUUCUUGCAUAUGAAAAGUCUUCAUUUUUUUCUUCACAAGGCUAUAAAGGUUAUGUUUGCCUAUAGCUAUGGCAUACUCUGUAGUUGAAGUCAAAGUGCUCAUUUUGGGUUGGGUAUCCAGUUAACUUAAGUCAUGUAGCUUCAUCCACAGAUUUAAAAUGGCUUUGAUGGCUAAUAAUACCAUUUCUCUACUGCUUGAACAGUAAUUUAUUACACAACUGGGCCUUAAAGCUUGAUAAUGUUAACAUUAUUAUUUCUUUGAAAUUAAUUUAUUAAAGUGCACAUUAUGUUCUCUCUUGGAGAGAAAUGCAAAAAUAAUUUUAUUAUUCAUUAAUAAAGUCAACAAAUCAAUUAAA
This is a messenger RNA of Cottoperca gobio, 7280 nucleotides long. It is a transcript of the gene kcnq5a, whose product is annotated as potassium voltage-gated channel, KQT-like subfamily, member 5a. The coding region runs from base 485 to 3586 and encodes 1033 amino acids. Lineage: Eukaryota; Metazoa; Chordata; Actinopteri; Perciformes; Bovichtidae. Gene Ontology annotation, molecular function: voltage-gated potassium channel activity. The record is from RefSeq and is a predicted model, not a curated record. Gene Ontology annotation, cellular component: membrane; voltage-gated potassium channel complex. Gene Ontology annotation, biological process: potassium ion transmembrane transport. The transcript is spliced from 17 exons.